AUGGACUCUCCAAGGCACACAUGCUUGAAACUAGAAGUCCCCAACACCUCCGAACCCGAACAAACCGAAUCCAUCUUCGUUAAAGGCACAUGGUUCGCCUCUCGCUUCCAUCUCUCCAUCACCAACGGCCUCGACGCUUGGAUUUGCAACGGAUCGGAAGAUGAUGUUGGAGAGAGAUCGUAUCAGUGGGACCAACCCGUGUCGGAAUACAUUGAGUUGGCCGAGCGUUAUCUAGGGUUUCAACAGCCCGGUUCGGUUUAUGGGUUCUUCGAUGCUGGAAAUGGGGAUAGAAGAGAGGAAGUUGUAAGUAAAGCCCAAUCAUGUGAGAAGCUAAAAGUGGAGGCUGAAAAGUGUUUGGCACAAAGUGAAAGAUUCAGCAACGAGAAGUUUCUUGGAGUUUUGAAUUCAAAAAAAACAAAACUUAGAGAGCUUCGAGAUAAGCUUUCAAAACAGGAAAGUUCUAGAAAAUUGCCGGAAGAAGAGGAAGAAGAAUCCACUGACAAAACUGAGAUUUAUGGAAGUGAUGAUGAAAAAAGUGAGGAAGAGCCUGCAAAGAAUCUUAUUGGCACUUCAAAGAAUGUUUCAGCAAGUAGGCCUCGCGGUCGCAAGAGGAAGUAA
Molecule: messenger RNA, 618 nt
Organism: Ilex paraguariensis (yerba mate)
Lineage: Eukaryota; Viridiplantae; Streptophyta; Magnoliopsida; Aquifoliales; Aquifoliaceae
Source: the annotation of a GenBank genome assembly